This is a messenger RNA of Tremella mesenterica DSM 1558, 711 nucleotides long. RefSeq lists its product as uncharacterized. The record is from RefSeq and is a predicted model, not a curated record. The annotation marks the transcript as partial. Gene Ontology annotation, cellular component: nucleus. The transcript has 5 exons. Lineage: Eukaryota; Fungi; Basidiomycota; Tremellomycetes; Tremellales; Tremellaceae. Gene Ontology annotation, biological process: base-excision repair, AP site formation; nucleotide-excision repair; base-excision repair. Gene Ontology annotation, molecular function: DNA-(apurinic or apyrimidinic site) endonuclease activity; oxidized pyrimidine nucleobase lesion DNA N-glycosylase activity.
GCAUUGGAGAAACCUCAUCCAGCCCCGCCGAAAUGGAAAGAACAGUAUGAUUUGAUCAAAAGGAUGAGGGAGGGUAUCGUAGCUCCAGUGGACGAGAUGCCAUGCGAAAGAACAUCUAUUAACGGUGCAGCUGAUCCUAAAACACUCCGUUUCCACAUCCUCAUCUCCCUCAUGCUAUCCUCACAGACAAAAGAUCCCGUCACCGCCCAAGCAGUGUCAAACCUUCACUCUACCCUUCCUGGCGGACUCACUCCCGCUGCCCUCGACAGUGCAUCCCCAGAUACGGUAUCCCAGUGUAUCAACAAAGUGGGUUUUUGGCGUCGAAAAACAGAGUAUAUUCAAGCCGCAGCCAAGAGGUUGAUGGAGUUCCCUGGGGAUGAAAAAGGGGAUGUGCCAAAGACGUUGGAAGGGUUGUGCGAGUUGAAAGGUGUCGGACCGAAGAUGGCUUUUUUGUGUUUGCAGGCUGCGUGGGACAUAAACGCUGGAAUAGGCGUCGACGUCCACGUACACAGAAUCACAAACCGUCUUCGAUGGCAUAAACCUCAAACCACCACACCCGAGCAAACGAGGUUGAACCUUCAAUCAUGGCUACCCAUGGAAUAUCAUCGUCCAAUCAAUCCGAUGCUUGUCGGUUUUGGUCAAAUCAUUUGUCUGCCCGUUGGACCCCGAUGCGACAUCUGUCUUCUCGCUAAAGAGAAACUCUGUCCCUCU